Messenger RNA from Paramacrobiotus metropolitanus, 852 nucleotides. RefSeq lists its product as uncharacterized. The transcript is spliced from 3 exons. The coding region runs from base 280 to 663 and encodes 127 amino acids. Lineage: Eukaryota; Metazoa; Tardigrada; Eutardigrada; Parachela; Macrobiotidae. Gene Ontology annotation, biological process: mitochondrial translation. Gene Ontology annotation, cellular component: mitochondrion; mitochondrial ribosome; nucleoplasm. The record is from RefSeq and is a predicted model, not a curated record. Gene Ontology annotation, molecular function: RNA binding.
AUGGCAAAAAUCGCUUCUGAAUCUUGUGUUUUUUUUCGAGUCCCGAUUUUCGAAAAUCAUUUCUCGUAUUACUGUUUUGACUUUUGAUUUAUUUAUUUAGUUAGGUGCAGUUAGGAAAAACCCGUAGUUGCUGUUGAAAUGGAUAAUAUUGUUCAGUGUUUAGCUGGAUAGAAUAACUUCUUCUUGGAUAGAAUAAUUAGAACCUGCACUUAGUGCACUAGUACUCAUUGUCAGCCAAAAACUUUAGGAUUUCCGAAAUAUUGCAGACAUCCCUGCAACAUGCAUACAACUUUGAUCCUUAUGGGUUUUAAGAAGGGGAAGAUUUUCCCCGUGCAGUUCAAAGAACUGUUGCCUUUGAAGCUGAAGAACAGCGUUUCCUUCAAAGGAUUACAAGUUGAUGCGCCAAGGACAUGCCUUCAGCCAAUGACGGAAAUGUUCGAAUGUUUCAAAAAGAAUGAAUUCAGUCAGACAGCGUGCGCGGCCGAGAUCCUUGCGUUCAAAGAAUGCAGCAUGUUAUCCGCGAAAGAAAUGGAAUUGCAAAAAGUAAACCGGAAAACUAACCAACUGAACCCGAGUUCAGAAAGGCUAACAACUCGCCAGGCGAAUGUUCUUCUGGGCAAAUUCCCUCAGCACAACGAUCCCGCGCCCGAUCGCUGGCCCUGAGAAAACAAAAUCCAGAGUCUAUUUGUUAGUGUUUUUCCUGGUUUUGUAUAAAGUUUGAGCGGAAUUCUUUUAAAUCGCCGGAUGUUAAUUUGUGCAUAGAUACCGAAAUUUACUGUCCAGUGUCCACUACCUUUUUUGAGUACGACAUCGGUGCGCCUUCCAAAAUUGUAAAGAAAAUUAACAAAAGUU